This is a messenger RNA of Cucurbita moschata (crookneck pumpkin), 1320 nucleotides long. Its product is annotated as probable ribosomal protein S11, mitochondrial. Gene Ontology annotation, molecular function: small ribosomal subunit rRNA binding; mRNA 5'-UTR binding; structural constituent of ribosome. Gene Ontology annotation, biological process: translation; ribosomal small subunit assembly; maturation of SSU-rRNA from tricistronic rRNA transcript (SSU-rRNA, 5.8S rRNA, LSU-rRNA). Gene Ontology annotation, cellular component: mitochondrial small ribosomal subunit; ribosome. The coding region runs from base 98 to 958 and encodes 286 amino acids. Lineage: Eukaryota; Viridiplantae; Streptophyta; Magnoliopsida; Cucurbitales; Cucurbitaceae. The record is from RefSeq and is a predicted model, not a curated record. The transcript has 2 exons.
AAAAAAGAGCACUAUAAUUGGGCCGGCAAGUAAGUUAGGGUUUUUUUUCGUUCGACAUUCGUAUCAACGGAACCUCUGCUGCGGCCGAUCGACGACGAUGCGGAGACUUCCCUUCCCUCACCUCUCGUCUCUCUUCCGUUCGUCCUCUCUCUCUCAUGGCUCUUCGUUCUCCUCUUCUCGCCUCUCCAUUUCUCCAUUUUUUGGCACUGAUGCUCGUUCUCCCAUGUCCUCUCUCCACUUUUCUCACGGAUCGGAGAUCUCUGGAUCCGUUCAACUAGACAGGCAGGAUUCAGGCUGUGUGAACCUUCCACGUGGUGAUUCUGUGAAUGUUGGACGGGAGAUUGUAGGACGUGCUUGGAAAGCCUUGGGAGCUCAAGGGCCUUGUUGGGGUUUGGCGCGUUCGAGUGAAAAUGUCUCUGUUCCUUAUUCUUCUAGCUCUAGAUGUUAUGUACACUACGAUGGUCGGCCGAAUGCUGAUACAGGAAGGAACUUUAAGUCCAUGAACUUCGUCAGGGGAAUUUUAGAGGAAGAUGGAAUGGAUUUUAUGGGUAGUUCUCAGUUUCCUAGACCACCCAAUAUGGAGCACAAUGCUGAUAUUGUCCAUGUAAAGCUGAUGCGUAACAAUACAUUUAUCACUGUUACGGAUAACAAAGGAAACACAAAGCUUAAGGCCUCUUCUGGCCGUCUUGAAGAACUGAAAGGAGGGCCUAAACUGUCCCGUUAUGCUGCCGAAGCAACUGCAGAGUAUGUUGGCCGUGAAUCUAAAAAAUUGGGGUUGAAAUCAGUUGUGAUGAGGGUGAAAGGCUUUACUUACUUUAAGAAGAAAAAACAAGCGAUCUUGAGUUGGAGAGAUGGUUUUACAGACUCUAAACGUGAUCAAAAUCCAAUUGUUUACAUUGAAGAUACUACAAGACGUGCUCACAAUGGUUGCAGACUUCCAAAGCAACGCCGUGUCUAGGUGUAUGGGACUGGAAUCUUGAUGAUGACGACUUUUUAUCUUUGUUGGAAAGUUUUCCUGGUUCAAAUGGAUGUAGCUCGCCCUCAAGUUCCUACUUGCCCUUUGCAAUAAUGAUGACAAUUGGAUGAUACAUCAGUGUAAAAUUUUCCAGGUUUAAAUUGAUGUAGGUUGCCUUCAAGUGUUCACUUACUGCAGUAACGAUGAUGACGGGAUGUUUUUAUAUACACCAACAUCAAAUAAGUGUUUUCUUUUUAUUCAAGUUCAACGACACGUGAGAUUGAAAGAUUCGAAACAGCCUCUUGAUAUAUGCCUUAUCUGUUUGGACUUCAUUUGAGAUAUGCAAUAUCAACUUUCUCCUUGCA